Messenger RNA from Ectocarpus sp. CCAP 1310/34, 1893 nucleotides. Lineage: Eukaryota; Phaeophyceae; Ectocarpales; Ectocarpaceae. The record is from the annotation of a GenBank genome assembly.
AUGGAUCCUUCUCAGGAGCAGGGCGAGUUGAUUCGAAAGAUCGACGACGUGGCCACAGCUGUGACGGGGGGAUUCGCCGAGGUGGAAGGGGGGAUCAGCAACCUGAAGGGCGAGAUGAAGGGAGGGUUCGACGACACCAACACCGAGUUGCGUGGCGUGAAAAAGGAAGUGAAGGACGGGUUCAGCAUGAUAUCGGGAAGGCUGGAUAAGGUGCUGGAGAGCACCCAGGAAAGCCUCAUGCGCAUCAGGCACUUGCAGGCCCCGAACUACCGUUACCCUCGCCUCGUGGUCGUCAAGGAGGUUGGAUCUGAUGGCACUGCAUCGAAGGCUCAUGGGAAGAAGAGUUUGCUGAGCAAGCUGCGUCGCUUAGGGAAGAAAGAUAUGACACUUCACUUCUUGUGCCCGGUCGACAUGACAAAGGUACCGUGCGGCUAUGGUGGUGAAGGCUAUCGAUUUCAGGAGACGCGUGGCUGGGUAAAGAAAAUAUCGCCUGUCCUUCAGGUGGCCGUGGUGACCGCGAAGGUGGCGCUCAACGCAACGACAGGGCUGGACGUGGACAUCUCGAAUUUCCUGAAGGACGUGAAAGAUGGGUUGGUCAAUGAGCUAGUCGACCGGACUCUCGACGAGGCGCUGCUCCGUGCUGUUUCGGGUGACGACGACAUCGGGGCAGAGUUGCAAAGGGAUACGAGGGCCUCGUAUGAAGCGCUGAAGAAGUUCAUGGACAAGGAGCAAGUUGACAGGGUUAAGAACGCCCGGGAUGGUGAUGGCUACAUCGACUUCAGGGACGAGAUGAAGCGUGUCACCGACGGGAGGGGCGGGAUGGUGUGGGUUCGGAACGACAAUGUUCAAAAGUGGUUGGACUCGCAUUCGAUUGCUGCUCCAACUCGCUAGCCGUCGGUCUUGUUUGGUGCAGCGUAUGCACCUGAAACCACCCUCACCGGAUUCUAUCCCUUUGGCGGACGUUGUUGUACCCAAGGGGUCCAGACUACCGUUGGGUAUUACCUUGAAGGGAUAUUUCGACUUGGGAGAACGAGCGUAUCUCGUUCUGUGGUUUGUCGUUGUCGGUGCCUGUCCGUCAAGUUCACCCGAAACACCAGGGCUUGGUAGAGGGUGGUUGACCAGUAUCCCGAGAAUCCACGCAUUCCGGUAGCUUAUGUACUAGGGCGGGAGCUUUUCGCACAAAGGGGGGAGUUCUUGCAGGCUAUGGUGGGCACCACGCGAUGUAUUACGAGAACGUUUUUCUUCCACAAGUGGUGGUGGUGCAAGCAGGAACGCUACUUGAAGGGUUUCACUGUAAGAGUAACAAUCGGUAGAGCCAAGGGGGGGCACCUGCCUGCUACACCGCGUAUCUGUCCAUAAAGAGGGACAGUCGAGCUCAAUGGUUGGAGGCCUUGAACGUGUCAUUUUCGACAUGCUGACCGGACGCCGCUACCUACAACCAAUCACUGUGCAAAUCACGAAAUUUUCUACCCUACACCGUGGUCACAGAGACUUACUGUAGGUGCUAGAAUACGAAGUGUAAGGGGUGACCUCCUGUCGCAAUGGAGCGGCGGUGGUUGAUGCCGGGAAGUCGUUUUGUUGCCCUGUGUGGAAUGUUGUUUCCGUCUGUUUUUUUGUCCGCUUUCGUGUGUCACACAGAACAUGGUGUUCGUUUGUUUUGUUGAUUUGUUGUGCCCCCUUCCCAGAACAGGGAACAGGGAAGUCAGCAUUAUUUCCUGACUGUCCAACCACAAUAUCGUUCCUGGAAACAAUAUCGGCCUCCCAGGUUCCUUCUUAUUGGUGAUUACGCCGCACCAUGUCUUUGAUGAACAGCAAGGGUGGACGGAAUAGGUUAUCCCGCACACUUACCUGAAUGAAGUAGAGCGCAGGGCCCACUUUGAGAAUAUUUGAUGU